Messenger RNA from Hemibagrus wyckioides, 2604 nucleotides. RefSeq names its product acyl-CoA oxidase 3, pristanoyl (gene acox3). Gene Ontology annotation, cellular component: peroxisome. Lineage: Eukaryota; Metazoa; Chordata; Actinopteri; Siluriformes; Bagridae. Gene Ontology annotation, molecular function: fatty acid binding; pristanoyl-CoA oxidase activity; FAD binding. Gene Ontology annotation, biological process: fatty acid beta-oxidation using acyl-CoA oxidase; lipid homeostasis. The coding region runs from base 110 to 2197 and encodes 695 amino acids. The transcript has 18 exons. The record is from RefSeq and is a predicted model, not a curated record.
AUUUUUCCCAUAUACUGCCAGAAGGUGGCGGCCUGAAACAUUUCUGUGAACACAAUUGAUAUCUCUAAAGAAGAAGAAGCAGCUUUUCAACAACCCAGGGCCCAAGAAAAUGGAUUUGUCUGCAAAAUUCCCAGAACUUUCCAGUGGUCCUUUAGAUGAAUACAGAAAAAGGGCAUCCUUCAACUGUAAGGAAAUGCUGAGGCACAUGGAGGGUGAGGAAAUAAUUGCUUUCAAGCAGCACAUUUUCCAGACCCUAGAGAACGACCCGCUCUUUGCCAGGCAGCCAGGCGAGGAUAUGUCGCUGGAACGGAGGAGAGAGCUCACUUUUCGUCGCUGCAAACAGCUGUUUAGGUACAACUUCCUGGACCAGGAUGAAAUGAUGCAGAAUCCAUGGAAGGUCACAGUCCUUAACGACUGCCUGGGCAUGUACGACUGGUCCUUAGGGGCCAAGUUCUUCCUCAACAAAGGGAUGUUUGCACGCACUGUGGGUAGCUCUGGAUCUCAGAGGCACUUGAAAUUUGUGCAGGAUACUGAUGAUAUGAAGAUCUAUGGCUGUUUUGCACUGACAGAACUAAGCCAUGGCAGCAACACAAGGCUCAUAAGGACAACAGCUACAUAUGACCCUAGCAGCCAGGAGUUUGUGAUAAACUCCCCAGACUUCGAGGCAGCAAAAUUCUGGGUUGGAAACCUAGGGAAAACUGCCACCCAUGCCGUUGUGUUUGCCCAGUUGUACACACCUGAUGGAGUCUGUCACGGCCUGCACUCUUUUGUGGUUCAGGUUAGAGAUCCCAAAACAUUACUGGCAAUGCCAGGGGUAAUGGUUGGAGACAUGGGAAAGAAAUUGGGCCAAAAUGGGCUGGACAACGGUUUUGCCGUUUUCCACAAUGUGAGGAUCCCUCGGGAAAAUCUGCUCAACAAAACUGGAGAUGUGACGCCAGACGGACAAUAUGUGACCCCUUUUAAGGACCCUAAUAAACGCUUUGGGGCAUCACUAGGUGCAUUGUCUGGUGGAAGAGUAUCCAUAACGAGAAUGGCAUUGGUCAAUCUGAAGUUGGCCUUGACGAUCGCUGUGCGGUUCUCAGCCACACGACGCCAGUUUGGGCCUAAAGAUGAUGAGGAGAUCCCAGUAUUGGAAUAUCAGCUACAGCAAUGGCGACUUAUACCAUAUUUAGCCGCAGUCUAUGCACUGGACCUGUUCUCCAAAUCAUUUUACAUGAACUUUGUGGAGUUUCAGAUUGGUCUCUUGAUGAAGGACAGCAGUGACCGACAGGCUGAGCUGGGAAGAGAGAUUCAUGCCAUGUCAUGCUCAAGUAAGCCUCUAGGUUCUUGGACAGCUCAGCGAGGCAUUCAGGAAUGCCGUGAAGCCUGUGGAGGGCAUGGAUACCUGGCCAUGAACCGGCUCGGAGACAUCCGUGAUGACAAUGACCCGAACUGCACAUAUGAGGGAGACAACAACGUUCUUCUGCAACAAACUAGCAAUUACUUGCUUAGCCUGCUCCAGCACCAGCAGCAAGGUGAAGGAAGGAUUGAGUCUCCCCUGGAGACAGUGAACUUCCUGGACAACUGGAAAAGAAUUCUGGAAAGCAGCAGGUUCACAGCUGCCUCAGUAGAGGAGUGCAUGGACUCAGCAGUGCCUCUGGCAGCAUAUAAGUGGCUGGUGUGCUUUUUGCUGGGGGAGAGUCAGAGGAAGCUGAGAGAGCAGAAAGCUUUGGGGUUGGGAGACUUUGAGGCACGCAACAACAGCCAGGUGUAUUACUGUCGCUCACUGGCAAUAGCCUAUAUUGAGCACACGGUUCUGCAGCGCUUCCAUGACAUGACUAGGGAUGAUGAAACUCCAUCAAGUGUCAGAUCAGUUCUGAAGAGGAUGUGUGCUCUCUAUGGGCUCUGGACUCUCACCAACCAUAUGGCCAUCCUCUACCAAGGAGGCUAUAUGCGUGGAAAAGAGCCAGCUGACUUCAUGCAGAAUGCUAUCCUCAGCCUCUGUAGUCAGCUCAAAGAUGAUGCUGUGGCUUUGGUUGAUGUAAUCGCUCCUCCUGACUUUAUUCUGAACUCACCCAUUGGCAACGCUGAUGGUGAGCUCUACAAGAACCUGUGGGCCACUGUCAUGCAGGGAAAGAACGUUCUGGAACGUCCAUCUUGGUGGGCGGAAUUCUGCUCGGACAAGCCGGUAGUGGGAUCUCUCCGAGCCAAGCUCUAAUGAGCAGGUCUGAUGUGUGCUCCUAAAGGUUCUACCUUGGCCUAAUAUCUAAACACAGGGAAAAACUUACUUUAAUCAAACUUAUUGUUAAAUUUUACUGACCAUCAAAGAACAAUGAGAUUAGAUCUGGAUUAAAAGAUGAUAAUGAUAAUAAUAAUAAUUGUGCCUUUUAACAGCAUUGGAUUUUAUCAUGUUGGUAAUUAUAUAUUAAAUGAUAUAAUUUACCAUAUAUAUAUAUAUUAUAUAUUAUAUAUAUAUAUAUAUAUAUAUAUAUAAUAUCUGAUAUGAUCAGCAGUGCAAUAGUGAUAGCUAUAAAAGAAACACAUUUGUGUAGCAUAAUUGCUCUUAUCUUAAUAUAACAUCUGUAAAUUGUUCUUAAUUAACAGUGACACUAAAGAAUCAUUUGU